This is a messenger RNA of Planococcus citri (citrus mealybug), 2727 nucleotides long. RefSeq lists its product as uncharacterized. The record is from RefSeq and is a predicted model, not a curated record. The coding region runs from base 364 to 2442 and encodes 692 amino acids. Lineage: Eukaryota; Metazoa; Arthropoda; Insecta; Hemiptera; Pseudococcidae. The transcript has 2 exons.
UAUGCUGUAUGCAGUUCUCUCUUCUUAUGAUGUUGAUUGUUCCUGGUUUCUUCUUACCCUGCGCACCUGGUACCUUCAGGGGAUGCUGGCUGACUUGGAUUGUAGGAGUACACUGCACUGCUGUGGGUAUAGAAAUAAGUGAUAUAAAGUGUUGAAUAUAUGUAUCCAUCAUUCCUUAUUUGGAAAGAUAAUUUUUUGUGGUCAGUUGAGUUUUCUGUAUUGAAAAUAAUACGAGUACGUACGCUUAGAAUAUGAUUUAUAAAUUUUUUGAGAUGUUUUCGAGCAGUGUACCUACAACAAGUUCAUGAAGAUAUUCCAUCAAAUUUCAUCGCGUAACCCGAUCUAAGCUGAAUAUUUGUAACUAUGGAAGUCGACGAUGCUGGAGAUUUGGAGCACGACAAUCCACCAGAAAGACUGUUCGUUUUCCACGAAUCUGUACCAACAUUGCAGCAUAUAGCCAGCCAUACAGUGGUUCUGCAAUUAUGGUAUCAUUACCUCAGUCGUGCGAAAUGUAGAAAAAUACCAGAGAACACAUACGACUUUUUCAGAACAGUUUUUAAUCUGGAUGAAGACUACGAAGGAGAAUCAGGAAAAUUGAUAGAAUUAUUAAAAACACCUCGACGUAUCGAAGAAACGUUGAAAAAAUCCUUGAAAAUGAUUUGUAACGAAACACAACUCUGGAUAAGCCAUUUCAAGUACGAUAUAUUCAGGGAUAGAAUUCGCAGAUAUUGCCCCAGUAAUUUCGAUCUCAAUCUCAUCAUUUGGCGCCAAAACGAUGAAAUUGAUUACAAAAGGAGCGCAUCGAAUAUGUUGAUGGAAGGAAAAUUAAACGCGGAGCAGAAGUUCGUUUUAAUAUGUUCGUAUGGUAUGGCCAAUGAACUAGCAAGAUUUCCCAUAAACUCUCUCCCAGAGUAUUUUUGCUUACUGGGGAUUUCCGAUUUGAUAGUGGCGUAUUGGAUUGCAUGCUAUAGACACGACUUGCAUGAAAUGUGGUUUAGAAUGCCAGGUGUGAUUCGACCUGAAGAUGCUUCGAUCCAUGUCACUAUGGCCGUGGCGUCUGCCAAUCAGGCUUUGCCUUACGCUUUCGAACAUUUUUGGAGUCAAUUAAACGAAGACGAACAAAUAUCGGUUGCUGCUGACAUUCUGCCUGAGUCGUGGGAAUCUGUUAAAAUAAUGCUGACGACGAUGUCUUCCUUUCAACAAUUUCAGCUGGUCAAUCAAAUUCCUGUCGAAUUAAUGAGUGCUUUUUUCAUCGACGAAAAUUCUGCGCAGUUCUGCAGGCCUAUGCCAGAGAGUGUUCUUAUAGUUUGGACCGUCGUAAAAGAUCGAAUUACUGAGCAGCAAUUUGUUCAAUAUCUAGAAAACGUAUGUGCCAAUGCGAUGGGGUGUGAAGAGUAUAUGAUUAUAUUGAUCGAAGUUUGGCAUACAGCUCCGGAUCGUCUUAAGAGACACAUUGUUGAAAACCGUGCUGACAUUUUAUUCAAUUCUUUCAUGCAUUGUCGCGAGUAUUCACCGAGUAGUUACGAAUUUUUCAUGAAAUUUUUGCCAUUGGUGAAUGAACAUACUAGAAGAGAAUUGUAUCUCGCUCUAGAUAUGUCUAUCAUUGCUUCGAAGUGCGACAUUAAUAUCUUGAAUUUAUGUAUCCCUGAUGAAGCCGAUCAGCUGCAACUUGUGAAUCGGAUUAAGGAGUCUCGCGAUAUGGUAGACUAUUGCGCCGGAUUAUUAUACGAUAAGAAAUUCGAUGAAGUAAUCGCCAUAGUGACCUUUUUUUUGGGAAAUGCUCAUGAUGCUCGGGAAUUCUUCAAGAAGAUACUAGAGUCAGACUACAUUUAUGACGAAUCAUUCAUUCUGGAGUAUGAAUCAUGGAAUAAGUUGAAUAAUUUUAUCGAAACAGUUCUUACAGGAGAUUUUUCGACCAUCUCAAGUCUAAAGAAACAAGUGGUUUCCUCUUUUUCCGGUCGCGCUGUUCAUUAUUGGGACGAAAUAGAAAAUUUCAACGUGCUGGUUAAAAUAACCGAGCAAGUUUUUUCGCCUGGAGAGAUGAAAUCUGUCAAGCAAACAUUGUUAGAACAUUUUCAGAAAAAGAUCUCAUCGCCGAAUUAUUGGCAUCUUUUUAAAGAAAAUUGCUUCAAUACCUUUGUAUCGUGGUGUUUAGGUAGUGAAAAUCAGAUUGUUGAUUUCAAGGGAAUUGUUCCGAUUGAUGAAUUUUUCAACGAAAUUUUCCGUGAUAUUUGUUCUUCGCCCGAUAAUAAUCCUCAAAAUUUGCUCAACAAGCUGGAUGAGUUUUUGAGAUAUGUUUAUGUCAGCGAUGAAGAAGUUGAACUAGUGAAAAUACGUAAAUAUUACGAACGUGAUCGGUAUUGGAUUCGCGAAGUUGAGCGAAUUUUUGGUUUCGAAACUCGACGUAUGAUUCUAAACUGGUUUCUCAGUGAUGAAGAUUGAGAAGUACUUAUUAGUAUUCAAUUUUCUGUUCAAUGAGUUGUAGGCAGCAAGAAAGACGUACUUUCUGUGAAUUUUUUGCUUUUUUUAUAUUUUUAGAAUUUUGUGUUAAAUAUAAGAUAACCUAUCUACAUUAAUAUUGUUUUUUGUUUUCACAAUUAUUCCUACAUAUACAUGAAAUCAAAUUUGUUAUUCUAACUAUUCUUUCUUGUUUUUUAAACAGCACUGUUUUUCACGUAUUUUCUUUUUUUCUUUUUUUUUUUCAAUAAAUACUUACCUAGAUCUUAU